Molecule: messenger RNA, 9587 nt
Organism: Agelaius phoeniceus (red-winged blackbird)
Lineage: Eukaryota; Metazoa; Chordata; Aves; Passeriformes; Icteridae
Source: RefSeq, a predicted model, not a curated record
AUGAGCAGCCAACUCCUGCUCCUGGCUGUGCUCCCGGCGCUCCUGCGUCCUCCAGCUGCCACGGCACAGAAGAGGAGCCAAGCAGUGUGUGAGGAUGUGCUGGAGGCUGACAUCGCCUUCCUGGUGGAUGGCUCAUCCAGCAUCGGAAGGAACAACUUCCGUGCUGUCCGCACCUUCAUGGAGGAGCUGGUGGGGCCCUUUGUGCAGGUGGUGGGUGAGAAGGCAGUGCGCUUUGCCAUGGCACAGUACAGUGAUGACCCACGGGUGGAGUUCUCGUUCUCCCAGCACACUGAUGGCACAAGUGUCCGGAGGGCCAUCCAGCAGCUGAGCUACAAGGGUGGCAAUACUCGCACGGGCGCUGGCUUCCGCUACAUUGCUGACAACUUCUUCAGCCCCACGCAGCGCCGGCCUGGGGUCCCCCAGAUCUGCAUUCUCAUCACGGAUGGCAAGUCCCAGGAUGAUGCUGAGGGGCCGGCAGCGAAGCUGAAGAGCCAGGGUAUCAAGGUCUUUGCUGUGGGUAUUAAGAAUGCUGACCGCAAGGAGCUGAUCCGUGUGGCCUCGAUGCCUACUGAUGCCUUCUUCUUCUACGUUGGUGAUUUCAAGCUGCUGGACACGCUGGUGCCACUGAUAACACGGAGGGUGUGCACCACUGUUGGGGGCACCCUGCGCCUGCUGGGUUCCACAGAUGGGCCAAGCCACACUGGCCCCUCCAACCUGGAGAUCCCAGAGCGGGGCCUGGAUCAUCUGCGGGUCCGCUGGAGGGCAGCCAGUGGCCCCAUCACUGGCUACCGGGUGCAGUACGUGCCACUGACAGGGCUAGGGCAGCCCAUCCUGGCAGAGAGGCAGGAGGUGAGCGUGGGGCCACGGGAGACAAAUGCUGUGCUGCGGGGACUGCGCGUUGGGACAGAGUACCUGGUCACUGUCACCGCCCAGUACGCCAACAGCAUCGGCGAGUCCGUGUCCGGCCGAGCACGGACCCGGCACCUGGUGGGCGUGCAGCACUUGACAGUGCACAACGUGUCAGCACAGAGCAUGCUGCUGGCCUGGCAGCCUGUCAGUGGCGCCACCGGCUACCGCCUCUCCUGGGCAACCCGCACAGGGCAGGACAGGCACAGGGUGGACCUGGACGCCGGGCAGAUGUCACAUGCCUUGGUGGGGCUGCAGCCCAACACUGACUAUGUGGUGACGGUGGCCCCACUCUUCAGGCAGCUGGAGGGGCCCGCAGCCACUGUGCGGCAGAGGACAGAGGCAGGUACAGACCAGACACUGCAGACCAACAUCCUGGGCCCCACAUCCAUCCAAGUGCUCUGGACCAGUGCCCGUGAUGCUCGUGGCUACCGUCUGGAGUGGAAGAGAGCCACAGGACCAGAGCCCCCCAGAACAGUGUCUCUCCCCAGCAGCACCAAUACUUACCAGCUGACGGGGCUGAAGCCGGGCACCGAGUACCGCAUCACCCUCUACACACUCUAUGAUGGUGGGGAGGUGGCCACCCCUGUCACCACCUUUCAGACAGGCGUGGAGGCACCCGUGGGUGCUGUGUCAGACCUGCGGCUCAUUGAGGAAUCGGGCAGGCGGGUACGGCUGAGCUGGACCGCUGUCCCCGGUGCCACCGAGUACAAAGUGGUGCUGCGCAACAGCCAGGGUGAGUCUAGGAUGAGGCGCAUCCCCGGCAGCCAGACGGGGCUGGAGCUCGGUGACCUCCGGGAGGGUGUCCCCUACCUGGUGCGUGUCUCAGCACUGGCAGGCGGCCAGGAGGGCAGUGCUGCCACGCUCACCGUCCGCCUCAAGUAUCCAGAGGUGGGCAGCAUUUCGGAUCUGCGGGUGAUGGAGGCCGGUCCCAGCCAGCUGCGGGUCACCUGGCGAGGGCUGCCAGGUGCUGGGGGCUACCUGCUGACGUGGCAAGGCAGUGACGGUCUGAAGAAAUCCCGCUUCCUCCCUGCUGACCCCACCACCUUCACCAUCGAUGGGCUGCACGCCAACAUUGUCUACACCGUCAGUGUCUCAGCCAUUGUGGAUGGCCGUGAGGGCAGCCCCGUCACUGCCACAGGACGGAUAGUGCCAGAGCAGGUGGGGAAGGUGACCCAGCUGGAGGUGCAGGCAUCCAGGAGCAAUGUUGCCCGUGUCACUUGGGUCGGUGUGCCGGGAGCCACUGCCUACCGUGUGGUGUGGAGCCGCAGGGACGGGGGUUCGGAGAAUAGCCGGCGAGUUCCUGGCCACACCAACUCCUUUGACAUCCCCAACCUGGAGGGAGGCGUCUCCUACACCGUGAAGGUGACGGCACUCAUUGGAAACCGGGAAGGCAACCCCGUCUCCAUUGUCGUCACCACCCCGGAGGCAGCCCCCCCACGCCCUGUCAGCGGCUUCCAGGUGACCGAGGCCUCGGAGCACCGCCUGCGCCUGACCUGGCUGCCAGUGGCUGGCAGCACUGGGUACCGCCUGUUCUGGCGCCUGGCUGAAGGGGGGCCCCAGCACAGCCAGCAGCUCCCAGCCACCUCCAGCUCUUAUACCCUGUCGGGACUGGAACCGGGCCGGCACUACCACAUCAGCAUCACCAGCCUGGCUGGCAGCCGGGAGAGCGAGCCAGCCACCAUCACUGCCAUCACCACUGCCCCGAGCCACAUCACCAGCCUGCGGGUGACGGAGGUGCAGAGGGACUCUGUGACUCUCACCUGGACCCCAGUCCCCGGUGCCUCUGGCUAUGUCCUCUCCUGGAGCCCUCCUGCAGCUGGUGGGGACAGGGGGCGGACGCUGCCCAGCACUGCCAGCUCCCAGCAGGUCCCCGGGCUGCGCCUGGGCCAGCGCUACACCUUCACCCUGCGGCCGCUCCUGGGGAGCACUCCGGGUGCCGAGGCGUCCGUCAGUGAGCGCACAGUCUGCAGGGAUGCCCUCGGUGACGUGGUCUUUCUGGUACAUGGCACCCGCAACAGCUCCUCUGGAGCCAGCGCUGUGCGCACCCUCCUCUCCAACACCGUGUCAGCCCUGGGGCGCCUGGGCCCUGAGGGCACACAGGUGGCCCUGGCCACGUACAGCUACCGCAGCCUACCCUGGCUGCUCCUCAACCGCUCCAGUGACCUGCCCACCGUGCUGGAGCAGAUCCGUGCCAUGCGCUACGAGGAGCCCAGCGGCAACAACAUCGGGGCAGCCAUGACCUUUGCCAGGACGUACCUGCUGAGUCCUGGUGCAGGGCGCCGUCCCGGGGUGCCAGCAGUGCUGGUGGUUCUGGCUGACAGCCCCUCGGGGGAUGAUGCCAUCACAGUGGCCAGGGAUGUCAAGGCUGGGGGGGUCCAGGUGCUGGCAGUGAGCAUGGAGGGGGCAGACCGGGAGCAGCUCCGGCGCAUGGUCACCAGUGAGGACCCACGGUACAUCUACCAUGGCAGUGACCUGGCAGAGCUGGAGGGAGAGCUCACCGAUGACCUCUGCACCAUCAUCUCCACCAGGCCAAAGCCAAAGCCCUGCACUAUGGAGUGCCCCAAGGGCGAGAAGGGAGAGCGCGGUGAGGCAGGACUGCAAGGACGUAUGGGACCACCAGGUCUCCCUGGGCAGCCGGGUCGCCACGGGCUUCCCGGCUCUCCAGGACCACCAGGACCACGGGGUCCACCAGGAGAGAGUGCUGAGGGUCCAGGCAAGAAGGGGGACAGGGGAGAGCCCAGGGUGUUCACGGAUGGAGAGCAGGGGCUGCCAGGCCAGAGAGGGGAGCCAGGUGUGCCGGGAGAGAAGGGUGAUCGAGGGGAAAGGGGCCCCCCUGGAUUCGUAGAUGGGGCAGUACCUCGAGGGGACCCUGGACCCCCAGGCCUCCCUGGGGACCCUGGGCCUCGGGGACCUGCUGGGCCCCCUGGGCUGAAGGGAGAGAAGGGUGAUGGCACAGAAGGUUUCCCAGGGCCACCUGGCCGCCCCGGAGACCCAGGAGACAGGGGCCCUCGGGGACCGCCGGGGGAGCAGGGCAGGAAGGGGGACCGUGGGGUGCCGGGCGAGCUGGGAGAGACGGGCGAGAAGGGAGACCGUGGUGUGCCAGGCCCACAGGGUGAGAAGGGUGAGGUGGGAGCCCCCGGGCACCCGGGGCCAUCAGGCAGAGAGGUGAGUCAGGGGUUCCCAGGCACUGCCAGCCCCCUGAGGUCUCCAAUCUCACCACAGGGAGCUCCAGGACCGACUGGCCCCCGGGGGGAGAAGGGUGACCCAGGACCACCUGGCAGGCCAGCUCCCAGCGUGGCUGGUGUUGGAGAGAAGGGUGACAGAGGUUUCCCAGGACCAGAAGGACCUCCUGGCCCCAAGGGUGACACAGGAGAUAAAGGUGCCCGUGGUCCCCCUGGCCUGAGCAUCCCCGGGCCAGCUGGCCCCAAAGGCGAGCAGGGCGAUCGGGGUGUCGUUGGCCUCACAGGCAGGAGUGGCCCAAAGGGUGACCCAGGAGAGCCAGGAGAGAAGGGGGAGCCGGGCCGAGCGGGCGCCCCGGGGCAGCCGGGGCUGCGAGGCAAGGAGGGAGAGCGAGGAGAGAAAGGUGACGAAGGCACCCCGGGAGAAGCAGGCCUGCCUGGCAAGCCUGGAGACAGGGGUCCCCGGGGCCUCCCUGGCUACCGUGGUCCCCCCGGGGAGAAGGGUGACUUGGGGGACCCAGGACCUGAAGGCAGGAAUGGCAGCCCUGGAGCACCAGGGAGCAAGGGUGACCGUGGGGACCCAGGGCUUCCUGGACCCCCAGGACGAGCUGGGGACGCUGGGGACCCGGGCGAGGACGGUGCCAAGGGUGCCCGGGGUGAUGCUGGCGCCCCUGGAGUGCCUGGAGAGAGGGGUGUGGAGGGUCCCCGUGGCCCCCCUGGCACACGGGGUGACCCUGGGGACCGAGGCCUGCCAGGAGAGAAGGGGGACCGUGGCCCACCAGGGAUGGAUGGCCACAAUGGGCUGGAAGGCAAACCUGGGCCCCCGGGGCCUGCUGGGCUAAGGGGGGACCCGGGAAAGCAGGGAGAUCCUGGCCGGGAUGGGCUGCCUGGGCUGCGUGGGGAGCAGGGACCCCCUGGCCCUGUGGGUCCCCUGGGCCCACCUGGCGUGCCUGGCAAACCCGGUGAGGAUGGCAAACCUGGCCUGAAUGGCAAGAAUGGAGAAGAUGGGACACCAGGAGAGGAUGGGAGAAAGGGAGACAAAGGUGAUGCAGGACUGCCUGGGAGAGAGGGUCGCAGCGGUGCCAAGGGCGAGCAGGGGGACAGAGGUGUGCCAGGCCCCCUCGGCCCCCCUGGCCUCCCCGGCGUCCCAGGGCAGGUUGGCCCCCCUGGCCAGGGCUCCCCAGGCCUCCGUGGGGUGCCUGGACCAAAGGGGGACCCAGGGGAGCCUGGACUGCGAGGGGAGCCGGGGCGACCUGGCAGCCCUGGAGCACGUGGAGACCCUGGCACUACAGUGAACAUUGAACGUAGCCUGGAAGCACUUGGCAUUAAGGUUUCAUCCCUGAAGGAGCUCACGGGUGCCUAUGAUGGGAGCUCAGACUCGUUUCCGCCGGCGGUCGAGCGGCUGCGGGGCCAGAAGGGCAGUCGGGGGGAUCCAGGAGAAAGGGGGCCCCCGGGCCGAGAGGGCUCCUUAGGCUUCCCUGGCGAGCGAGGACCCAAAGGUGACAAGGGAGACCCAGGUACCCCCGGCCCCCAGGGCCCCAUGGGCCGGGCCGUGGGUGAGCGGGGUCCCGAGGGCCCGCCUGGGCAGCCAGGGGAGCCUGGCAAGCCAGGCAUUCCUGGGGUGCCGGGCCGGGCUGGGGAGCUGGGGGAAUCCGGGAGGUCCGGCGAGAAGGGCGACCGCGGCGAGAAGGGCGACCGAGGGGAGCAGGGAAGGGAUGGCUUGCCUGGACCCCCAGGGCCCCCAGGGCCCAAGGUGGACGUGGUGGAGGGCAGCCUGAUGGGCCUCCCAGGGGAACGCGGCCCCAUCGGACCCAAAGGAGCCAAGGGUGAGCCCGGAGCCGAGGGCGAGCGGGGACCCAAAGGAGACAAGGGUGAAGGUGGCUUGAGGGGUGACCGAGGGGAGCCUGGCGAGAAGGGCAGGGACGGCAGCCCGGGCCUCCCGGGUGAGAGAGGGCUGGCAGGCCCUGAGGGGAAGCCGGGCGUGCCAGGCUUUCCUGGCGUGCUGGGACGCCCGGGCAAUCAGGGAGACCCAGGACCCCCAGGACCUCCGGGCAGCACUGGCCCCCCAGGGACCCAGGGCCCCGCUGGUGCCAAGGGUGAUCCAGGGGAACCUGGCUCCAGCAUCCGUGGCUUGCCUGGCCCCCAGGGCAACAUGGGCCUGCCAGGACCCCUUGGCCCCCCUGGCCCAGGGGGCCCGCCGGGUGUCCCUGGGCUGCCGGGACAAGUGGGGGAGAGUGGGAAGCCAGGAGUGCCGGGCAGGGAUGGUGUGCCAGGGAAGGACGGCGAGGCAGGAGUGCCUGGGAAGAUGGGCUUACCAGGACCCUCAGGGCCUGCUGGUCCCAAGGGAGAGCCAGGGGAUGCUGGAGCCCCAGGGCAGGCCAUCACCGGCCCCCCUGGAGCCAAGGGAGAGAAGGGAGAGCCGGCGCUGCUGGAGGGUGUGCUGCUGGGAGAGCCUGGCUCCAAGGGUGACCGAGGCUUGCCAGGCCCCAAGGGUGACAAGGGGGAGCCAGGAAAGUUUGGAGAGCCAGGAGAUCCUGGGGAAGACGGAGCCAAGGGGUCCUCUGGAGCCAAAGGGGAGAAGGGAUCAGUGGGUGUCGGUGCACGGGGACCACCAGGACAGGACGGGCCUCCAGGUUUGAAGGGUGACACCGGCUUGCCAGGAUUGCCAGGACCCCCAGGCUUGGCAGGCCCUGCUGGGAUGCCAGGACAGCCAGGCCUGAGAGGGGACAAUGGACAGCCUGGCCCUCCAGGUCCCCCAGGAGAGAGGGGUCUGAUCGGCUUUCCAGGCAGGGAUGGCACUGCUGGACCACCAGGACCUGUGGGGCCCCCAGGGCCAGCUGGCAUACAAGGGGCCCCUGGCCUGAAGGGGGACAAGGGAGCUCCAGGGGCCGGGCUGCCAGGAGCCAGAGGUGAACGUGGUGACCCAGGACCACGGGGUGAGGAUGGACGCCCAGGGCCUGAAGGGGAUCGUGGGCCAGCUGGCUUGCCUGGGAACCGUGGGGAGCGUGGGGACAAGGGAGACCUUGGGGCCCCAGGACCCAAAGGAGACAAGGGUGAUACUGUGGUGGUGGAGGGGCCGCCAGGAGCACGGGGCAGCAAGGGGGAGCCGGGAGAGCGUGGCCUGAAGGGCACAGAAGGGGACAAGGGGGACAAGGGGCAGCAAGGCAUGCUUGGAGAGAAGGGCACGAGGGGUGAACAAGGAGAGAAGGGCUCCAUGGGCUUCCCUGGGGCACGUGGCCCCAGUGGGCAGAAGGGAGAGGUUGGAGCACCAGGAGAGCCUGGCGAGCCGGGCCAGCCUGGCCGUGAUGGCAUCCCCGGGGCCCGGGGAGACAAGGGGGACAUGGGACCCCUGGGCAUGCGUGGCCUCAAGGGUGAGCGGGGCAUGAAAGGUGCCUGUGGCCUCAAUGGGGACAAGGGUGACAAGGGAGAGCCAGGGAUCCCGGGGCGCUCGGGGCUGUCAGGGAGGAAAGGCGAGCCGGGAGAGCUGGGCCUCUCAGGACCACCAGGCAUUCCUGGAAAGGAAGGGCUCAUGGGACCCAAGGGUGACCGGGGAUUUGACGGGCAGCAGGGAGCCAAAGGAGACCAGGGGGAGAAAGGAGACCGGGGUGCCCCGGGUGUUAUGGGUGGCCCUGGUCCCCGGGGCAGUGAUGGUGCUCCUGGCCCCCCUGGGCCCUCAGGGAGCGUUGGCCCACGAGGUCCCGAAGGCAUGCAGGGCCAGAAGGGGGAGAGAGGCCCCCCUGGACAGUCAGUGCCCGGUGCACGUGGCAUGCCUGGCAUCCCUGGUGAGAGAGGAGAGCAGGGCAGUCCUGGCACCCACGGGCUCCGUGGGGAGAAGGGGGAGCCAGGCAUGACGGAGGAGGAGAUCCGUGCCUUUGUCAGGCAGGAGAUGAGCCAGCACUGUGCCUGUGGUGGCCACUUUCCACGGCACCAGGACUCACGUGAGCACUCAGGUUGCAGCUCUUCCUUCCUAUCCCCCUGCCCCACACGUGUGGCACAAAGAGAGCCCUGGCACCCAGGAGGCUGGGGGGCUCAGGCCAGGAGCAGCUUCCACUCUGCCCAGGGAGCAGGAAGAAUCGUCCGUCAGGAGAACGAGCAGGACCAAACAGGGUCCUUCUCCACUCAGCCGUUCCUUGCUGGCAGCGCUCACAUAGUCCCUGUGCUCAAGCUCUCGCACGCUGAGGAAGAUGAGGGGCAGGACAGGCAGACCAUGCUCGACGACGACGACCUCGCGUAUGACAUGGAUGGAGAGGAGGAUGACUACGAUGAGAUCUCGGAGAUGGACAGCUUGGAGCAGCCCACAGGGGAUGCUGAGCCCUGCAGGCUGCCUCUGGACGAGGGGCACUGCCAGCACUACACCCUACGCUGGUACUACAACCAAAGAGCCGCCGAGUGCCGGCCCUUCGUCUACAGCGGCUGCCAGGGCAACCCCAACCGCUUCCAGAGCAAGGAGGAGUGUGAGCUGCACUGUGGACAGCACCCCGGGGCAGAUUCCCGUGGCAGUGCUGGCAGCAAGGAAGGAGGGCAGCCAAAGGUGUAGGUGCAGGUGGUGUCUGGGCAGGCAGGGCUGCCUGGAGCUGCCCAGAUGCUGCCCUGGCCGGGGCUGGGCUGCCCAUGGGGGCAGCAGCCAUGUGCCCACCAUCCCCAGCAGGAACCUGGUGCUAUUUCUAACCUGUCUUUAUGCUGCUCAUGGGUUUUUCAUUUCAUAUCAGUUUAUUGUCAUUAAGGUGAAAUUUAUGUCAAAUGGGAAAUUGCCUCCCAGCAAGGCUCUGAACCCCCUUUCCCACUGGGCUGUUCUCAGUUUGAUUUUUAAAUUAUUUGUUGCCAACAGAAGGGUUCUUAGUCCUGUUCCCUCUCUCUGGAAGCAGAGGUAGGACUUGGCAUAGUUGGGCUCCCUCCCCUCCCAUAAUGUCCUUGUACCCUUUCCUGCCCCCCACAGACCCCCAAACUCCCUCUCUGUUCCCUGUCUCUGCUGGGAGAACUGCCCACAUCCUUGUGCCAGGCAGUGCCUCUCUGCACAGCAUCCCUCACCCUGCAAUGAGCUCCAUCUGAAUAAAUUUCACCUUAACCUCAACUAGGGCCCAGUUCCCCUUUUGUGGCUGCAAUGGUUUGGCAAUGAGCUGUGGGGAGACUGGAGGCUCUUGCCAUGUGCUGCCCUCCAGCUCACACAUCUGCCAGCAGCACAUCUGGCCUUAAUCUGGGGGAUCUUGCCUGCAUCCCCAGGCCUGUCAGGGAAACCCUGAGGAUGGUGCUAUGUUAGAAGCGGUUCCUGCUCGCCCACACUUACUCUCAAAGGCUUUGUGAAAGUGAUGUCGCAGCCCCUGCUUCCCCCCAUCCCCAGGGCUGGGUAGGGACGUGCCCUUCACUGCCCCAGAGCCCCAGGGCUGCUGGGUGGGCUGUGUGGCCCCCACACGUCCUGCUGUUCUCUGUGUAUAUUAUAUACAGCAAAUGUCUAUGUGUACCAAUGCAGGGGGAUGUGUAUUAAAGCUGUGCUUCCAGGGA